GUGCGCUGCGCCUCACGAGCGAGAUUACGGUGUCUUCGCAGCCGGAAAAUACUUUUUACCACCACGUUUUCGGCGCGUUUACCGAACGGUUCGGCUCCCGUGCACGUUCCUUUGUUUUCGUUUUCGCAUUCGGUCCCGCGUCGAGCUGCGUGACAUAGUUCGGUGGACACGUUUCGAUGUUGCGAUCGAGCACGAGUUUCGCGCAAGGUUUAUCGGCUGCGAACGAAACGAACGUGAGUGAGAGACUAAGUGACAGGGAUAAUGAUUCGGUGAAACUGUAGCGUUCGCGCGAAAAGUGUGGUGAAACGAAAGUGCGGCGAAUCGAAAUUGACACGAAGAGCUUGCGAGACGAACGCGUUGGAAAAAUUCGAACGUGGGAAGCGUUCUUUUCUCGUUGAUUUUUACGGCUUGACUCUCGGAACUAGAUUCGAAUAAAAAGAAGACGAUACGGUUAGAGAGGAACGGGGUGAUCCGAUGUGGUUGAAAGAGUGGUUGAACAAGCGUCGAUGAACGAGCCUGACCGUAUCCAGACGUAAAUAAAGUCAAACGACUCGGGUAACUCGGUUCAUCGGUUACGAUAAAAGAAACGCCUUCAACAGUUCGCACGAUGGAUAAUGGACUUUGCUGAAGGUUUUGCAGUCGGUUUCUCUCAGCAGAACCGGUUGGUCACGUACGCGCAAAGAUCGAGCAUCGAGAAUACCGUGGCAUUCGCGACGAGAAGAAACCGCUCUGCGAUGGAUCAAGUGGAACGAAGCAUUAAGUCCGCUGUUUUCGUACCUUGAAACCACCCAUCAAAGGCUGUCUUUAACAUCGGACCAACAUUCCAUCUCGUGUUCGUGAUGACAGGAAUGUCGAGGCAGCGGUACGCGAACCGCAGCAGCGGGAACAGAUAAGGAAGGGAGGAGCCACGCAUCGGGCAAUCAUGUGUAGUGUCAUGUGGCUCCUUCGGCUCCUAACGACUUGCUGCCUCGUUUACCUAUCGGCGUCCGACUCUCAUACAGAUCUGCCGCUAAUAACGGAUUCGGUAUCGACGAAAUCGACGACGGCGGCAAAGCGAUCGGUACCGACGGACGCGCCGAUGUUGAACUACAUUUUCGAUGCGCACAGCACGCUGAACAAGCAUCAACAUCAUCACGAUCAUCGGUGGGGUCCUCAUUUCGAAGGGGAGAGCAAGAACAUGACUGUGCAAGCCGGUGGAAGUGCCAUCCUCGACUGCAGGAUAUCCUUGCUACAAGAUAAAACCGUGUCUUGGGUACGUAGACAAGAUAACGGAGAAAAGGUGAAUCUGCUGACGGUGGGGCAACAGACGUACAUAGGAGAUCCAAGAUACACGGUGAAGUUUCAAUACCCGGACAACUGGCGCCUACAAAUCGAGCCCGUGAACAGUAGCGACGAGGGCCAGUACGAGUGCCAAGUCAGCACUCAUCCGCCCAAGUAUAUUCACGUGAAUCUUCACAUCAACGCACCGUCCGUCCAGAUAGUGGACGCCCUGGGUGAACCGCUGAGAGACAAGUACUACGAGGCUGACAGCACCAUCGAGCUAUUGUGCGUCGUGCGUCAUAUAGCGAUGCAAGUCCAGUAUAGCGUCGUUCAGUGGCUUCACGGCAACAGAGUUCUCAAUUACGACACGACGAGAGGCGGUAUCAGCGUGAAAACGGACCUAAUGGAAGAGGGGGCCAAUUCGACACUCAGCAUAGCGAGGGUGGGACCAGCUGACAGCGGAAACUACACGUGCCAUCUCACCACCAUGCCCGAUCAACCUGCCACUGUUCACGUACACGUGCUCAACGGAGAAAGCUUAGCCGAACUCCAUCACGGAUCCGCAAAAAGCGUGGGCGGUAGCGGAUCGUUGCUACUGCUUCUGUUCGUUCUGCUGGGCCGGAUACAACAGGUGUUGAGAUGAAGGAUCGACGACGCUUCGUCGCCGUAUCGACACGGCGCUGCACAAAUAACAAUAUGGACUUUUAUAUUAUCGCUGAAGAACGGAGCUAGCCGUGUGGAUGCGUAAACGACGAACGAAGAGAAAAAAGAGCGACGAAAGAAAUGGAUGAAACGAGAAGAGGUGACGCAGGGUGGGGAAACUAAAACGUGGAUCGGAACGUUACGAGAAUAGACGAGAGAAUGGGCUACUACGAGAAAGGGAAAGGUUGGCAGCGUCGAUCCGCCGCCAUUGUAUUUCUGCGUCGCUACACGCCAGUUUCCGGUUCACCGUUUGUCCUCCAUGGCCGGCUCGAUCUCGUAAAGCGCCUUUAGACCCUCGCGUCUCUGUGUCCUUCCGGUUACCGGAACUCUCGGAUCGCAGCCGAAAGAAUUAGGCAACCCGUUGAGGUUCGGAGGAAGGAAUUCGUCGAUAGCGCUGGUUGCUGGAUCGAUCAGAUCGUAUCGAAAGCGAGAGAGAAAACAGGGUUAGAGGUUCGAUUUGGAAAUUCAAUUUGGAAAUUCGAUCGGCCGACUCGUAGUCUUCCUGUUUUCACCCGUCAGCUACGUCAUGUGCCUUUAUAUUCAGUUUCGAGAACGAGGUCUAGUGCGAAGGGUUUGGCCGCAGAGUUGCGUCAUACGUAAACGAAGAUGGAACAAGGUGAGAACGACACGUGCAUAUCUUUUACGUUCUACGUUGACUCGUGCGAUUGCACGUUUUCAUUUAUUUCAGCGAUCGUGUACGAUAGAUCUUUGUAUCGUGAAAUACAUAAUCAAAAUGUAAUAAAAAUAGUACAUAGGGAUUUAAUACGUAUAAAAAUGUUGACAUAUCUUGUUAUUCGGCACUCGAAUAGACUGAACUACUAAACUAAUUGAAACGGAUGUAGAUCAGUAAUAAAAACUUAAAACGUUCACUGUCUACGAUUCCAGAGAAAAAUGUCCUCGCUUUCGCGUUAAAUCUCUAUUACCUUAAAUUUCUUAGCACGGAUGGUGAACGCGUUAAGUUUCGAUUCAUCGGAUCGAUCGUCUCGUAGUCACAACCAUACUCUUUCCUUUAUUUCCUAGAGAAAUUUCCUCUUAUUUUUCCACUUUAUAUAGGACCGCCUUUAUCAUCGAGCCAAUGCGAAAAAUACCAAAAGAUUUCCAAAGGAUCGUCGAUAGCGAUCUAAAAAUAUCUCGGCAACCAGAAUCUACCGAUAGCGAAAGAAUCGGCUUUGAUCUCCGGCGCAGCAAAAGAGAGCCGCCGGCAGGAGGUUGUUCCUUCCUCCCUACGGUCGCAACCGAUUGUCUCCGAAAAGAUUCGUACGAAACCGUGUCGCCUGACUGUGCCCAACCGCGUCGAUCCGAAAAUCGGUGCAGGUUCGAUCAAGUUUGCGUGAAACGUGCAACUAUCGAGCACUCUUAUACGCGGGCACUUAUCGGCACGUCGACAAAGAAAGCGCGAACUACGCACCGCUUACUCUAAGUUGGACUCUAAGUUGCAUUCCUUUAUCGCGUUCCAACGUUUCCGAGAUCCGUGUUCGGUAGCUGGUUUCACGAUGAUGCACCGCGAGUCUUUGAACGAUAUUUCCGAAUCUGUGUGGACGUGCGUUCGUCGGAAAAUGGCGUGAUGAUGUGACGAUGAUCGAGCGUCUCGCGUAUAUUCGCAUCGUUCGAUCGUAAUUACAUUUUUCCUUCUUUACCGAGUUCCAGUUGAAUUCGGAUAUCGAUUGCGAAUGAAGAUGAAAAAUACGAUGUAUCCAACAACAAAAACUAUUCGAUGACUGUAACAGCGAGUUUCCUUAUUUAUACAUUCGAGUAAUCAUGCGUGGACGAGAGAAAAAGUUGACUGUGUGUGCUAAGUACGGAGCGAGGCUCGAAUUAUCAGUAUUAUCUAGUUUUCUAAAGAGCCAGGCCGAAGCAUCGCGUGAAAGAAAGCGGAAGCGAUCGCGAAGCGCGCCGAGUCGAUGGUAUCUAGCGUCAUCGAGGAGCGCGCGAUAAUGUUGCAUUUGCGCGUAAAUUACUCGGACUUGAUUCGAUCGUCGACGAGAUAAUCGAAGAAAGUGAUAAAGCGCCACAUACGUAUAUCGAACGUAUGCUCGAUCCUCUCCACUCAAACGAAUACGGUGUACUUAAUUCGUAACAUCGACUACGCGCGUCACGAACAUUUGUAUUUACAUCGUUCUUAGUUAACGAGAAUGUCGUGCAUCGACGUGUACGUUUCGUUGUUUUCUAUGUCGACUAGUUAUAAAAUUACGCAGAAGCACGAACAAGUGGUUUACGAGUCGUAAAACUACGAAUACCCAGUACAAAUGAAAAUGCUUAAGAGAUUGAAUUAUUUCGUCGGCGUCGUUGUUUCUCUAAGUAAAAGUACGCAUUUUUCAAAUUUACCGAUUUUCGUAUCAAAGGAUCUCGCGGUAAGUAAUAUCGUUCUGUCGUUCGUGAAAAUAAAUUCGAAUAUUUAACGCGAUAUCGUUGAUUAAAAAUAUGAAAUAUCCUUUGAUCGUAAACUAGCGAAAAUUCGUGUUACGAAUCGAGGAUUAAACCACUCGUUAAGCGUUUUCGAGCGGCUCAAUGGGCACAAUGGGAUGCGAGAAGAGCGAUUAACUGCCAACCUGAUCCUAAGCUCAUCAAUUAGCGAUACGAAGCGAAGUUUUAAAGCGACGGCAGCUACGCGUUUUAGAUAAAGUCAUUCUUUUUCCGUUGAUCCGUUGAUCUGUCGCUCGACGGAUGAGGCCCUCGAACGGCGCUCACGAGAGCAAUUGAACUUCUGUAUCGGGACAGAUCGCACAGUAAUACUCGAACUUGACAUAAAAUCCAAAGUUUUCUUCGACGGCGAAAUUAUGAAAUAUACGAUAUGCGUUUUACAAGACUUUGUUCCUUUCCUUUCUACCAUUUGUUCCCGCCAAUUUUUAAGAAGAGUCCUUCUCGUUUAAAAAUCGACGAUUUCACCGAAUAACAUUUUCCGCCAUUUUCUCCUGCCUAGCCUAUAGCGUAGGCUGUACAGCUGUCGAUAGAAAUAUUUCAAUGCCAUUAACCCGUACGUAGAAGAUGAUAUUAAAGGUAAGCGAUAUCAAAUCGAGUAAGUGAGAAUAAGCCUGCUACGUUCUUCGCCACGUUCUUUGCUGCGUAUUCUCGAUCUAAUCGUGUUUUUCUAUCGUGAAAAUGCGUAUUUCUUAAAUUCGACGAAAACACGAAGCAACUAUGAUGCUCGAAUCGGAUGAAAAAUAUCUCCCGCUGUCAUUUCGUUUGCGUGAUUCUCGCAAGUAGUCUGUAGAAACCGCUCUGGUAAGCGACAGAAAUACACGGUCCUAAAGUUGCUCCAAAGACA
Bombus pyrosoma is the source of this 5227-nucleotide messenger RNA. RefSeq names its product zwei Ig domain protein zig-8-like. The record is from RefSeq and is a predicted model, not a curated record. The transcript has 8 exons. Bases 923 to 1903 code for a protein of 326 amino acids. NCBI's taxonomy places the organism in Eukaryota, Metazoa, Arthropoda, Insecta, Hymenoptera, Apidae. Gene Ontology annotation, cellular component: neuron projection membrane. Gene Ontology annotation, biological process: synapse organization.